Paramisgurnus dabryanus is the source of this 1389-nucleotide messenger RNA. It is a transcript of the gene sumo3a, whose product is annotated as small ubiquitin like modifier 3a. NCBI's taxonomy places the organism in Eukaryota, Metazoa, Chordata, Actinopteri, Cypriniformes, Cobitidae. The record is from RefSeq and is a predicted model, not a curated record. Gene Ontology annotation, molecular function: protein binding.
CCGAAACGAUCCAAUCAUAGUAAAAGUAGGUAAAGGAAGCGCGUCCCCGUCGGCUGUGUUGCUCUACGGUGUGGAGAGAGCGCAUCUUGUGUUCGGUAUAUCUUAAUAAUACAGCCUAACAGACAUCUUCAAAAUGUCCGAAGACAAGCCCAAGGAAGGAGUGAAGACCGAGAACGACCACAUCAAUCUCAAAGUGGCAGGGCAAGAUGGCUCAGUUGUCCAGUUCAAAAUUAAAAGGCACACACCUCUCAGCAAAUUAAUGAAAGCGUAUUGUGAGAGACAGGGUUUGUCAAUAAGACAGAUUAGAUUUAGGUUUGACGGGCAGCCAAUAAAUGAGACAGACACACCGGCGCAGUUGGAGAUGGAGGACGAGGACACGAUCGAUGUAUUUCAGCAACAAACUGGGGGCGUCUGCUAAAACUCCACACCACCCGGACCCCGCGCCUAUCUAUUUUAUUCCUCAUGUUUUCAUCCAAACGUUUUCACAUUAUUCCACCCCCCUCUUUGUCUCUCAUCUGUCAACUCUAGCUUUCCUCGAGCGGGCAUCAAAAUGUGUUUCCAGUAAUCAAUAUUUAUACGCAUGAAUUAGACAGCUACUUUGGUGGGGAAACUCAAGAUGGCUGCCGGGGGUGCAGUUGUUAUGAUUGUCCACAAGCCCCAUCAGCUACCUGUUUUGGGCUCCACAUUGGUCUGAACACUGAUCCGCAAGCCCCCGGAUUGAUCGAACAGGGAACCGUUGACCCCCAUAGUUAUUUUGCCUGAUAAAAGGAGGGGAAGUUUAUUUUUUCCUCAAAUUUUUAAGAGCUUUAAGUAGGGCUGUUUCAACUCGGAUUCUGUUUGUAUGUUGUAGAAAUAUGUUCGACCAGUGUUGUAUUCAUCUGCCUUUUUAAUUGGGGCUGCUUCUCAUAUGGACUCACUGCGUGGGUGGGAGGGUCUGUUCUUAUUGGCCAAUUGAAACUAAAGACACAAUUUAUAGCGACACCUUCUGGACCAAAUCCCAAAGGUACUCGGAUUGGCUGACUUGGGGGCGAGAUUAUACCGACUAGUUUAUACUUUUAAAUGUCUGUAGAAAUAUAUCCACUUAGCAUUCCCAUAUCCUCAUCUUGAUUGAGGGGGCAGGAAUGAUGUAAGACCAAUAUAUCUUUUCCUUUUUUUUAAAUCCCCAAAACUGCAACCAGGUCUUGAAGCAAAACAAAAGGGAAUCCUUUAUGGCUUUGUUGUGAGGGACAAACAUCUCUGCAAGGUCUGCUCUUUGAACAUCCCUACUCUAAAUAAGAGGGUUUUAAAGGUUGACACAAAGGUUUCCAGAUGUUGGCAUCCUUCUGUACUGAUUUGUACAUUUUUUGUUGUCCUUUACUACUGUAAACAAUAAAUAUAGUUUGGUACUCA